GUAGUUUUGCAGAGAAGACUUACGAGUGGAGCUCAGAGGAGGAGGAGUCUGUGAGGAAGGCAGGACCAGUGCAAGUCCUCAUUGUCAAAGAUGACCAUUCCUUUGAACUGGAUGAAGCUGCAUUGAACCGCAUCCUCCUCUCGGAGGCUGUCAGAGAUAAAGAGGUCGUGGCUGUGUCUGUUGCUGGAGCUUUUAGAAAAGGAAAAUCAUUCCUGAUGGACUUCAUGCUGCGAUACAUGUACAAUAAGGAAGCAGUAGACUGGGUUGGAGAUUACAACGAGCCUCUGACUGGUUUCUCCUGGAGGGGAGGAUCUGAGCGGGAGACGACUGGCAUUCAGAUAUGGAGUGAGGUAUUCCUUGUGGACAAGCCCGAUGGGAAAAAGGUUGCCGUGUUGCUGAUGGACACACAGGGGACCUUUGACAGCCAGUCCACCCUGCGGGAUUCGGCCACUGUGUUUGCCCUUAGCACAAUGAUCAGCUCAAUACAGGUUUACAACUUGUCCCAGAACGUGCAGGAGGAUGAUCUGCAGCACUUGCAGCUUUUCACCGAGUAUGGCCGGCUGGCCAUGGAGGAGACAUUCCUGAAACCUUUCCAG
Messenger RNA from Antrostomus carolinensis (chuck-will's-widow), 596 nucleotides. RefSeq names its product atlastin-1. The annotation marks the transcript as partial. Lineage: Eukaryota; Metazoa; Chordata; Aves; Caprimulgiformes; Caprimulgidae. Gene Ontology annotation, molecular function: GTPase activity; GTP binding. The transcript is spliced from 5 exons. The record is from RefSeq and is a predicted model, not a curated record.